UAAUUUAAGAUGAAGAAUUAGAAAAAGUAAAAACAAUGAAAGGAGUAGAAGAAGAAAUCAACAAAUUUUAGGAGAAAAUUAAAGAAACAGUUGAAAAUCUUUAAAAGAAUGUUAUUCAAAAGAAUACUGCAAAAUUAUAAUCAAUUGAAGUAAAAAAAUAAAUUAUAAAUUAAAUAGAAAUUUGAACAAGCAGUUAGAGCAAGGGAAAUUAAAAGUGAGAAUGAAACUAUAUUAACAAUUAAAAAAUUCGAACAUCAAAAGAAAUUAGCCUUUAGAGCAAAAGAAAGAAACGAAGACGGAUGGAAAUAAAAAUUAGAAGAUUUAAACAAAGAAACUUAAAGACUUAAAGAUAAUCUAUUGUCAACAGAGUUAUAAUUGAUGGUAGAUAUAGAGGCAGCUUUGGGAGAUUUUGAUGGAAAAUUAGGAUUUAUAACAAAAGAUAUGUCUGAUUAUGUAUCAGGGGAUCAUGGAUUUAAGAAGAUAGGUGAUUUUAUUAGAGAAUUUGGAACUAAAUUAACAGAUAUAGCAAAAUUAGAAUAUGAUAGAUAUUAAGUAUUUGUGUAAUAAGGAAGUGAUUUAAGUGAAUGGGAUGAAGAUUUAUAGACAGUAAUAUAAUUACAUUAAUUAUUAGUUAUUUGAAAAUAAAGGAACACUUUUAGGUGCUGUCAGUAAUAUCAAAGAUAAUUUGUAAUCAAAAGCUAAUACGAAAGUAAAUUGAUAAUUAUUGAUGUUAGGAUACAAAUAUUACAACAUCAAUUGAAAUGAUAUUAAAUUAUUGGUUACAAGUUAUAAAGAGAAGUAAUAUGAAAGAAAUAGAAGGAAUGUAUUGCAAAUUAGCAAAUAAAUUGAAGAAUACACAUAAUAAAUAAGUGAAUUGUUGCAGACACAUUCUGAUGAUGAAUCUGAAAGAAAUUGAUAAUUAUGCAAUAUAAAUGUGGGUUAUUCUACAAAUAUUCAUAUUAUUUAUUAAUUUAUUCUGAGUUAUGGUAUUAUCAAUACUCACGGUGUUAGUUAUGGUUUCUGGGGUUGUAUGACUUCCUUUCCUAUUGGAGAAGAAGAAUGAACAUAAUGAUUGUCAGUAUACUAUUAUUCUUAUUUUAAAUAUAAACAAUUUCAUUUUAUAAGUAAAUUAUAUGGGAUUUAUUAUUUUUACUUAUUAUUAAUUCCAUUUCUCUCCAUAUUAUUACUAUUACAGCAUUAUUUGAGAAAAAUUAAAUGAAGUUCAAAAUAAAGAAUUAUAUAUAAAUAAUUGAAAUAAUAUAUUUAUUUCUAAUGUUGAACUUCCAAAGUGCUCAUCUUCCUAAGAUUGAUAAGCGAAACAAUAAAACUUCAAUAGAGCCCACAGUUAUUGAUGAAACCUUAAUCAUGUAAUUUUUAAAUUAUAUUUAAGUAAAUCAGUGAAGGAUUACAAUUCUGAAAACAAAAUAACUAUGGGAGAUUAAAUUAUGUUAAAUUCUUUGCGUGUCAUGUCAUUGUCUUUUAAAAGUAUUUCAAUAUUAUUAUAUAUCAAUAGACAUUUGGAAGAUCGAAAACCUCUAAGGUUUGGAGAGAUUAGAGAAGUUACAAUUAGAUAAUAACAUAAUAUAAAAAAUUGAGAAUUUAGAUCAUUUAGUCAAUUUGCAUUGGCUUGAUCUAUCAUUUAAUUUGAUAAAAGAAAUUGAAGGAUUAGAUAAAUUAAUUAAUUUGAAAGAUUUAUCAAUGUUUAAUAAUUAACUUACUUCUGUUGGAGGUUUGGACAAUUGUAAAUCUUUGAAUGUUUUAUCAAUUGGUAAUAAUAAAAUACCUUCUUUUGAAAUAGUAACACAAUAUUUUAGUAAAGGAAAAGGAAUGAAAUUCAAGAACUUAUAAGUUUUAAAUGUAGCUGGGAAUCCAUUUACAAAAGAACCAGAUUAUAAAAAUCAUAUAAUUAAUUCUUUACCUAAUCUUAGAUAUCUAGAUUAUAGUUUUAUUGAUGAAGCAUAAAGAAAUUAGAUUAGAGAAUCAGAUGAAAAAUUUAGAACU
Molecule: messenger RNA, 2001 nt
Organism: Paramecium sonneborni
Lineage: Eukaryota; Ciliophora; Oligohymenophorea; Peniculida; Parameciidae
Source: the annotation of a GenBank genome assembly